AAUCUCUCACUAUAGAAUUUAUUUCUGUUGCUAUUUUUGGGUUGCUGUACAAUUCUACCAAAUAGCUACAAAAAAUUAUGGUACUGGAGGAAGCUGCACAGAUCUAGAAAGGAGCAUGUAUCCAACGCCCGGUGCUUUUCACAGAUAGAGGUACCAUCAGAUAUAAUAGGCUAGAACGCUUUGAGGCAAAGAGGCUGUAUCCCAAGUUCCAGAAUGUCUUCUUACUAUGCCAGGCAGUACGCUCCCAAAACUGACACUACAAGCAGUCGGACCAUUGAGGAGAGCAAGACGAAGACGGUGCUGAUGAAGGACAGGAGCUGGAUCAAGCUCUUGGCUGAAGAGGAAGCAGACGGGGAUUACAGCAAGACCACUGAACCUAAGAGCUUCCCCAAGCUGAGUCCCAUCUCCUCCUCCACCACCAGAGCCAGCUUCACUAGUUCCAGCAACACCGAUGAUGGGCCGGUCAGAAGAACCACCUCCUAUUCUGUAAGCACAGAGCCCAGUCCUGAGGACAAACUGGCUGACACUCUCCUCCCAAAAUCUUUCUCAGGGUCACUCUUGUUUUCUGAAAGGGUCAUUGUUGACAAGGACAUGUGCACAUACUGUCGCAAGCCUCUGAGCCCUGAUCCCAAAGUGAUCUUGGAUGAUAUGAAAAUAAAAUGUCAUGCCUCCUGCUUCAAGUGUGAGGUGUGCAAUAAGCCUCUGGGCCACCUGAAGGCUGGGGACAGCAUGUGGGUAUACCAGCGCAUGGUGCACUGUGAGAGCUGCUUCGACAUCACUCGGGGUACCAUCACACAGCCCUGAUACUUAUUACUACUGUGUCCCCGUGUCUGACGGCGACAUGUGAUGAGAGCUCACAACAGCUACCUGAUAUACUGUGGACCUCCUCACUGGCAGAAGCACAACACAUUAACUCACUCCGGAACAUUACGAGUUAAGAAAAGAAAAUGUUUCAGUUGCUUUGCCACAAAGUUUGAAUCGCACCAUAAACUUAAUCUAAAAAUCAUACGAGUCACACAAAGUGGAGAACGAGUGUUUGUGCAGCUUGUGUAAACACAUCCUACAAGCCCUGUAAAUACUAUUGUUUUCUAUACCAAGCACACAAUUCUUUGUUUUUCUUAUAUGAUGAAAUUACUCAGACACUGGGAAGAGUUAUAUCAGCGGCUUCUUCAGACAAGAUUAAGAAUGAUUUAAUUUGUCAAUAGCGAUGACAUCAAUGAAAAGAAUCUCAAAAUUCUAUAUUUUUUUCUUUUACAGAAAAGUGGCGUUACUGAAGAAAUCACACACAAGAAUAUGGAGAUGAAACACUGAUAGUUCAAACCAAUUAAAAUGUGAAAGAAAUAGUAGCAAUAUUUGUACAUCUGGUGCUUUAAAAUACACACGACGAAGAUUGACAAGUCCAGCUGGGUCGUAAUACAAAUUAUUUUUUUCUUUCCACUGUUGAAAUUUUGAAUGUAUCUAAUCCAUAUAAAUUAGCUGAACAACUAUAAAAUAUACUAUGUAGCAACGAGCAGCUAGAAUGAAUUACACUGUAGUUCACAUUCUCAGGACCUAGCAGUGAUUUCUUGUACUUUUUUCAGUCAACAAUAAAUCAAGUUUAAUGCUCACGUCGUAAAAGUUACUCUGAGAAAACGUUGAUGGACGUCACUAACAUAAAUAAAAUGAUUUUGACCAACUUAAUAAUUUCGCUGUUAUACAAUGAGGCCUGUAAUUAACAGCGGUGUCUGAUUGGACUGCAACGUGAUGUAAUUGGCCUUUGUUGUUGUUUCCCCGUGAUGCGAUCGUUCUGCGAUGUGACUGCUCUUUGAUGUCAUUUCCCUUUUAUGCAAUUUCCUUGUGAUGUAACCACUCUGCAAUUAAAUCACACUGCAACGUCCUUUUGGUGCAACUGCAGUGUGA
This is a messenger RNA of Scleropages formosus (Asian bonytongue), 1899 nucleotides long. RefSeq names its product sciellin-like. Gene Ontology annotation, cellular component: cytoplasm. Lineage: Eukaryota; Metazoa; Chordata; Actinopteri; Osteoglossiformes; Osteoglossidae. The record is from RefSeq and is a predicted model, not a curated record. The transcript has 8 exons. The coding region runs from base 214 to 804 and encodes 196 amino acids. Gene Ontology annotation, biological process: epidermis development.